UAAAGUCAUCAUGAAAGCUUGCAUUCAUUAGUUUCUUCCGAAGUUGUCUUCCUUAGGCCAAGAGAAUGUCUUACUCAUGGGGAGAAAGAAGUAGUAGUGGUAUAUCUCCUGGAAGCUCUUCUGCCUACGAAGACGCCUACGGGAUAGGGCAGCAAGCGCUCGAAUCCGCUCCUGGAUCUUAUGGUAGCCGUAGAGCUGGAGAAUACUUUGGUGACUCGUCUUUCUUCACUCAAAGCCAAUCCACCGAUCACAGCGGUCCAUUGUGUGUUUAUCCGACAACUCAGAUCCACCAGAGUAUACACAGAAACCCUGUAAUGUCUGCUCAAGUACAAAGAGAUAAUUUGAUUCAAGAAAGAGAAGCUAUACUAAAAGAGCAGGGUCACUUUCGAAGUACACAGCGUUAUUAUGUGGAAGAAAUCACUAAAGCUGUAGCUGAACAACAGAAGUUUGGACCACAUUCUCCUGAAUUUCAAAAUGUUCAGCGUAUUAUUACUGAAAUAAUGCAACAGAUGUAUGAUCAAAUUGGCACUCCAGAAGAUGCUAAGCGUUCUGAACAGAUAUGGAAUGAACGACUUUUUAAAAUUGAGGAACGUCUUAAAAUGUAUCAAAAUUCUCACUUAUCUUCAUCACCUGAUAGUCAAAUAUCUGGAAUAGCUAAUUCCUCAUCGCAGUGGAGUAGUCCUGUCGAAUCAGUUGCAUCAUAUCCAGAGUCUCAAGUACCAGUUGGCCGUGUACCAAGGCACUCUAUUUUAACUAGAGAAACGUUUGAGAAUGAGUCACAUAGUACGAGUAGUUCUGGAGCCAAUAAGGAUCUCAGUCCAUAUGAGCAUGGGGAAUAUUAUGACAAGCUAUCAUUUGGACGAGGGCCUCGCUCUUCUUCAAUGGUGUCAGCAGAGGAGCAGUUGGAAGGUACAGCUGAUGUGCUUGAGGCUUUACGACCAAGACGUCAUCACAGAUUGAGACCUCCUCCUCGUCAUCUGCCAUUUCAGCUUAGUCAAGAAAGCGAUUUCCUAGGAGGACAGUCCAGUGCUACUUCACUUCCUCUCUCCCAAUCUACUAGUCAUUCUGCUGGUCACAAUCACUCUUAUCCUCAUGGUUUGUACAAGCCCAGUUCACCUACAUCAAGCAGUGAUAAUGCCAGUAUUUCGUCAUCUGUUCACCAUCGCCUUGGUUCAGGUCCCGCCAGUGAUGCAUCUUUUCCAUCUUCAAUAAACCUCAGUCAAUCAACGACUUCUAGUCGUAGCAGUUAUGUUUAUCGAUUGCCACGUCCAUCACUGUCCAACAGUAAUCCCGGUAGUACGACAAACAUUUUACCAUCACGUCACCAUUCGUUAUAUAAGGAAGAUUCUGUAUAUAACGGCAAGUCGUAUCACCAUCAGCCUAUGUCAUCAAAGAGGAAUUCACGUGGUUCAUCUGAAGAUUCUCGUAAUGUUUCACAUGUGUCUAGGAGAGAAGGCCAGAGACAAAGAUCAAAGCAGAAAGAUGACAAGGGUGAAAGAGAUUCCUUUUCAAUGAAACUCGAUGUGGUUAUGUCAAUGAUGUCUGCUCUUUCUACAUCAUCACAAUCGGAUGCUGAUGCUGUGAAGCUUUUACUUGCGCUCUCUCAAUCUAGCGAAACAUGCAGUGUCCUUAGACAGUCAACUUGUAUGAGCCAGUUGAUCAAAAUAAUUCACAACAAGGAUAUUCCUUCAAAGGAUCAGAAGGAAGUGAAGUCCAAAGGUCUUGAAGCUCUACGUAACAUAGUCGAAUCUAAUCCCAAUUCCAAAGUCCGCCAUUGUGAAAGAUCAGUCCUUAGCACACUCAAUAAGAUAAGGGCUCACUGUGAUCAGCUCUUUAAGUUUAUUCACACUGUCCAUUGUCAAGAACCUGUCACAGCAGAUGAAUUGGAGGUUCUUCAAAAGUCAUGCAAUAGUGUUCUGCUGUUUCUGAGAAAGUUACUCAAGUACUCAAGCUCAAGAGAACUUCAUCGUCCAGCAAUUCUAAAUCUAGGAGGGCUACAAACCAUAGCCGAUAUCCUCAUUUGUGAUCAUAACCUUCCUAAGAAACAGGAUAACAUCAUUGGCCAUUCAUCCGAAAUAAUAGCUGUGACCAUCACCAUUUUAAUCAAUUUAACUUAUGGAGAUGUCAACAAUAAGCUUGCCCUUUGCAGCAUUCCUGAUUUUCUGAAUGCGCUUAUGAGCCACUUCUACUCUUUCAAUGAACAAGUUAUGUCAAAGGGAGCACAAGUUAUUCGUAAUCUCUCCUGUAAGGCUACCCCUGAUAUCAAGGAAUGUUUAAUGAAAUGCCAAGCUGUAGUUGUCUUAAUGGAAGCUGUCGAACGAGCCAGCAGUGAAACCACAAUUCAGCACAUCACCAGUGCCCUCUGGAAUAUGUCGGCCCACUCUAUCGAUAAUCGUUACAGGAUAUGCAAAAAGCCACAUGGAGUCGAGACCCUUGUUCACCUUCUUUCAUUCAAUAGUCCCUCUGGCACCACUGUCAUUGUUGAAAAUGUUGGGGGAGUAUUGCGAAACCUCUCUAAUGUUAUAUCACAAGAGCAAGAGUAUCGCACAAGAUUUCGUGAAGCUGGUGGGCUGGAUAAAUUAGUACAACAUUUAAAGUCCAGAAACAAAGUUGUACUUGCCAAUGCUACUGGUAUUUUGUGGAAUCUAUCAGCACGAUGCCCAGAAAACCAAAGUCUGCUUUGGGAUUUAGGUUGCAUACCUCUAUUGGAUAUCCUACAAACAUCUCCUCAAAAGAAUAUAUCAGAGAACGCUCGUGGGGCUUUGCGUAAUCUACUUGCCUUUGGUCAAAGUCAAGGCUGGACAUCAAGAUCUGAUCUUUCCACGUCAUCUCAAGCUAAGAAAACACAGAAGACACACUCGAAAAGCACAAUGGCUUUAACGGGUGGACCAAAUGCAUCAAUUGAAAAUAUACGAUCUGGUCGUAGUAGUGCACCAUUUGGUUCAUCUGCUUCUAAACCAAAUUUUUCAGCCCACCAAUCUAGCAUUAGCUUGAGAGAUUCUUUAUACAAAAUGUCUUCGUCACGAGGAAGUAUAGAAAAACCACCAAGCAACAGUAUGAUGAAUUACAAAAGUGAUGAUUUCAUCAAUGGCCCAAGGUUUAGUCGUGUAUCUUCUGCUCCACAACCUAAUGAUGAUGAAUGGAUGAAUUAUCGUCCUGUUGCCAAACAAGAUGAUGUUACCAGUACUGACUAUCACCAUCGCUCACAAGCAAUGAGCCACACUGGUCCAUCUUCUCAGGUCCAUCCAUCAAUGCAUCACCAGCAACACAAGAAGCACAGUAGAGGUGGUCAUUCAGUGAAACUCUCCAAUGGGCACAAUUACUCUUACUCUCAGUCAGAGUCAUGUGAUUCAGAGUUUCAGUCAGUCAGUGGAGCUAGUCUUGGGUUGAGCCCUCAGCUGCCAACCGAAGAUGGGAUGAUGCGUAAUGCUGGUAACGUGGAAGUGGCUUAUGAUGAACUGGAUAUUGAGAUUGAUGAUCAAUUGGAAGAUGAAGUAUCUCACUGUCACUACAGAAAUCCAUCAGAGCCAGAUUCUGAAACCUCAGACCAUUCAAUUGCUGAUCAGUUCGUUCGUGAUAGAGAGAGUGUGAGACGCAUUGCAAGUCCCUCUAUUCCAUCUCCAUCCAAACUCUCUCCCAACAUAUAUCAACACAAGAUUCUGACAGCUGAUAUUGCUCGUGCUAGUGGAACAAGUGGUUUAGCAUUAGAUGGAACAACUCCAUCACAAGAUGGACUGGAACCUAUCUCCGAAGCUCAUGAUAUUGUAGUAGCACGAUCAGAUGUGUCCCGCUCUCACAGUAAUAGCAGUUCAUCUGGGGGAGCAGAAUAGGAGCUGAUGUCCAUUAAUUAUGUACAAUAAAAGAAACAUGUACAUAUAAUAGCAUGUUCAGUCAAUUAGUACUAAUUAUUUUUAAUGUGUGUUUUGUAUUGGUGUAUGACCUUUCUCACUUAUAUGUGAAAGUUCUUUCUGUUAAAAUUAAUAUUGUUAAAUGUAAUUUUGUAUCUUAAAUUUAAUUUCUGUACCACUUGCAAGCUAUUAAAUAUUUCUAAU
Amphimedon queenslandica is the source of this 4052-nucleotide messenger RNA. It is a transcript of the gene Apc, whose product is annotated as adenomatous polyposis coli. Gene Ontology annotation, cellular component: beta-catenin destruction complex; catenin complex; cytoplasmic microtubule. The record is from RefSeq and is a predicted model, not a curated record. Gene Ontology annotation, biological process: negative regulation of canonical Wnt signaling pathway; negative regulation of microtubule depolymerization; nervous system development. Gene Ontology annotation, molecular function: beta-catenin binding; gamma-catenin binding; microtubule binding. Bases 66 to 3830 code for a protein of 1254 amino acids. NCBI's taxonomy places the organism in Eukaryota, Metazoa, Porifera, Demospongiae, Haplosclerida, Niphatidae. The transcript is spliced from 6 exons.